UGCCAGGUGUUAGGAGUAUAUCGCAGGGAGAGAUGGAAGUAAUGAGGAUAACCUAUCAGCCGGCCACUGGAGGCAAAAUGUCUGAACAGGCAAUUGGUAGAGUGUGUGAUACCAACCGAAGGUGGAAGAUCGCCCCUGAAGCCGCGGAGCAUGUCCAUCACACCUGCACCACCGAGGUGUCCCGGAUUAUAACUGACCCUACCUCUGGCAGGCGCUACUGCAGGGGCAAAGUGCUGGGCAAGGGUGGAUUUGCAAAAUGCUAUGAACUGACAGAUCUGACAACCAACAAAAUAUAUGCUGCAAAAAUUAUCCCACACAGCCGAGUAUCCAAACCUCAUCAAAGAGAAAAGAUUGAUAAAGAGAUUGAAUUGCAUCGAACACUUCACCACAGACACGUUGUGCAGUUUUACCAUUAUUUUGAAGACAAAGAAAAUAUCUACAUUUUGAUGGAGUACUGCAGCAGGAGGUCUAUGGCCCAUAUACUGAAGACCAGGAAAGUGUUGACUGAUCCAGAAGUGAGAUAUUACCUGAAGCAAAUUGUCUCUGGCCUGAAAUAUCUACAUGAGCAAGAAAUACUACACAGAGAUUUGAAACUAGGGAACUUUUUUAUUAAUGAAAAUAUGGAGCUGAAAGUGGGUGACUUUGGUCUAGCUGCCCGACUGGAACCCCUAGAACAAAGGAGAAGAACGAUUUGUGGAACACCAAAUUACCUCUCCCCAGAAGUGCUUAAUAAACAAGGGCAUGGUUGUGAAUCAGAUAUUUGGGCUUUGGGAUGUGUAAUGUAUACAAUGCUACUAGGACGACCCCCAUUUGAAACCACCAAUCUUAAAGAGACCUAUAGAUGUAUCAGAGAGGCAAGAUACUCCUUACCAUCUUCAUUAAUGUAUUCUGCAAAGCAUCUCAUAGCAAGCAUGUUAUCCAAAAACCCAGAGGACAGACCAAAGUUAGAUGAUAUAAUACAACAUGACUUCUUCACACAGGGCUUCACACCAGAAAGGCUUCCAUCAAGCUGCUGUCAUACUGCGCCUGACUUCCACUUAUCAAGCCCAGCAAAGAAUUUCUUUAAAAAAGCAGCUGCAGCUCUGUUCGGUGGAAAGAAAGAAAAGGCAAAAUUCUUAGACAAUCAUUAUAAAUUGCCAAAAGAAGAUGAGGAAAUCUACAAGCUGAGACAUGACUUAAAGAAAACCUCUAUCUCUCAUCCGGCUCAGAAUCCCAGGACAGAUGAGGAGUGCAAAAUAAUCUCCAAAACGACUGAUAAGCCUGACAAGCAGCAGAUGGGAGACACCAUAAGGAUGAUUGUCAGAGGAACAUUGGGAAGUUGUAGCAGUAGCAGUGAAUGUCUUGAAGACAGCACUAUGGGCAGUGUUGCCGAUACAGUUUCACGGGUUCUAAGAGGUUGCCUAGAAAACAUGCCAGACUCUGACUGUAUUCCUAAGGAAGAAAUUAACACAUCUUUUCAUUGGGUCACAAAGUGGGUUGACUAUUCCAACAAAUAUGGUUUUGGCUACCAGCUGUCUGAUCACACUGUUGGCGUUUUGUUUAACAACGGUGCACACAUGAGCUUGCUGCCUGACAAAAAGACUGUGCAUUACUAUGCCGAACUUGGCCAGUGUUCAGUUUUUCCAACUACUGAGGCUCCUGAGCAAUUUAUUAGUCAAGUUACUAUCCUGAAAUACUUUUCCCAUUAUAUGGAAGAAAAUCUUAUGGAUGGAGGUGAUUUGCCCAGUGUAACAGAUAUUUGUAGACCAAGGCUUUAUCUUCUCCAAUGGUUAAAAUCUGAUAAGGCACUUAUGAUGCUUUUUAAUGACGGCACAUUUCAGGUUAAUUUUUAUCAUGAUCACACAAAGAUCAUCAUUGCCAAUCAGAAUGAAGAAUAUUUGCUAACCUAUAUUAAUGAGGACAGAAUGUCUACAACGUUUCGUUUGAGUACACUUCUUAUGUCUGGUGGUUCAAAUGACCUUAAAAACAGGAUGGAGUAUGCAUUAAAUAUGUUGUUGCAAAGGUGUAAUUAAUUUUGCGGGCAGCACCUGGAAACCAAAUGGAUAACUGUGUUCUUCACUGUGAGAAUGACCGUCGGAAGAAUUGGAACGUAGUUUGUUGAAGAUUGGAAGGUGGUACGAAAAUUAAUUUUCUGAAUAGUGCGCUGGGCUGGAACCAGACUGAGACUUAAAUAAUCCUGCUUUGUUGGAUAUUUUUUAAAUGGACAAAAUGCUUUACUUGUGGAAAAGUAUGUCGUUUGCAAGGAUUUAUGUUUCAUGGGAAAAAAAACAACAGAAUCUGACAAAGUGGGAUGAUAACGUUGGCUCCGUAGAGAGCAUUUAUUGACAGUUUGUACUGUGAACAGUUAAGAUUCCAGAUUGGAUGGGUCAACUUUAAAAGGAUUAAAGGAAUUUUUUUUUUAUUUUUUUUCAAUCGUGGAAUAGCUGUGAUCAAUGCAGCCUUUGGCUGCUUAACUGUGAACUAUGGCCAUAUUUAAUUAUGUUUUUGUUUUUAAUACCCACAUUUGUGGCUGGACAAGUGCAUUCCUAGAUAUUAAAAUAAUUUAUUACAGCCCAAAGUGAAGUAUUUUUUUUUUUUUUUUUUUAACUUAAAGUAUUUUAAAUAUUCAUUAUUGGCAAUAAAGAGAAAAUGAAAAAUA
This is a messenger RNA of Bombina bombina (fire-bellied toad), 2638 nucleotides long. RefSeq names its product polo like kinase 2 (gene PLK2). Bases 33 to 2012 code for a protein of 659 amino acids. The transcript is spliced from 14 exons. Gene Ontology annotation, cellular component: centrosome; cytoplasm; nucleus. Gene Ontology annotation, molecular function: protein serine/threonine kinase activity; protein binding; ATP binding. NCBI's taxonomy places the organism in Eukaryota, Metazoa, Chordata, Amphibia, Anura, Bombinatoridae. Gene Ontology annotation, biological process: mitotic cell cycle; protein phosphorylation; regulation of cytokinesis. The record is from RefSeq and is a predicted model, not a curated record.